GUUCCCGGCGUCGAAGAAGACGAAAGCUCCUGACGUCACGAAAGGACAACUCUCUGUCCGGAGGUCGUUUUUCUCUCUCUUUGAGCCGGCAGUCGCAGCUAAGCGGAGGCGCCAUCUUAAAGACGCACAUAAACGCAGCUCCGCGGGCAGACCGGACCACCACCAUGUAUCCAACCGCUUUGACGCACCUGGCUCGGGCUAACCCUUUCAGCGCCCCGCUGUUCAGCCUCCAGAAGGUGGAAGAACCACAGCAGAGUCUUCAUGGACAGAAGACACGCCGGCUGGCAGCAGCCGCCACGGCAGACGAUGAAAAUAGCUGCGAGUUUGGCUCCUCAAAAUACUAUGCCCUGUGUGGGUUUGGGGGCAUCCUGAGCUGCGGCCUUACACACACAGCAGUAGUACCCCUCGACCUUGUCAAGUGUCGUCUGCAGGUGGACCCAGAUAAAUACAAGAGCAUUGGCACUGGCUUUUCUGUGACCGUGAGAGAGGAUGGUGUCAGGGGCUUGGCUAAGGGCUGGGCACCCACAUUCAUCGGCUACUCCAUGCAGGGACUCUGCAAAUUUGGGUUCUAUGAGGUGUUUAAAGUCUUCUACAGUGACCUCAUAGGCGAGGAAAACACCUAUUUGUGGAGAACAUCGCUGUACCUUGCUGCCUCAGCCAGUGCAGAGUUCUUUGCUGACAUAGCUCUUGCUCCAAUGGAGGCUGUCAAAGUCCGUAUCCAGACCCAGCCAGGCUAUGCAAACACCCUUAGAGAGUGUGUCCCCAAAAUGUAUUCAGAGGAGGGGAUCUGGGCUUUCUACAAAGGUGUGGUACCUCUGUGGAUGAGACAAAUUCCCUACACCAUGAUGAAGUUUGCCUGCUUUGAGCGUACUGUAGAGAUGCUCUACAAGUAUGUUGUGCCCAAGCCCCGCAGCGAGUGCUCCAAAGCCGAGCAACUGGUUGUUACCUUUGUGGCCGGUUACAUUGCUGGGGUGUUUUGUGCCAUUGUGUCCCAUCCUGCUGAUUCUGUGGUGUCUGUGCUGAACAAGGAGAAAGGAAGCACUGCUGUCCAGGUCUUGAAGAAGCUGGGACCCAAAGGUGUGUGGAAGGGCCUGGUUGCCCGUAUCAUCAUGAUUGGUACUCUGACGGCUCUGCAGUGGUUCAUCUACGAUUCAGUCAAGGUCUACUUCCGUCUGCCCCGCCCUCCUCCUCCUGAGAUGCCCGAGUCCCUAAAGAAGAAGCUUGGUCUCACUGAGUAAAACAAAAAGAAAACACCCUUCUUGACCACCAUUAUUCCCCCACUGGGCGGCAGCCAGCAGAUGGCAACUGAUUUCCCCACUUUCAUUGUGCGUACACAGCAAUUUUCUAUAUUUAUGUCAUCAAACUCUGCUGCUUCAGGGAGUGGGGCUGUAGCUAAUCAUAAGGCAAAAAGAAGCUGGUGUUUGCUUAACGGACUGACAAAGAAUAUUCCCUUGUAAAACACUUGCCUGAUUUUAUUCAGUUUGUCAUUAGAGAAUGGAAAUUAAAGACAAUUCCUUGGAAA
Messenger RNA from Nerophis lumbriciformis (worm pipefish), 1522 nucleotides. It is a transcript of the gene slc25a3a, whose product is annotated as solute carrier family 25 member 3a. NCBI's taxonomy places the organism in Eukaryota, Metazoa, Chordata, Actinopteri, Syngnathiformes, Syngnathidae. Gene Ontology annotation, cellular component: mitochondrial inner membrane. Gene Ontology annotation, biological process: mitochondrial phosphate ion transmembrane transport. The record is from RefSeq and is a predicted model, not a curated record. Gene Ontology annotation, molecular function: phosphate transmembrane transporter activity.